AAGCUUCGCUCUAGUGCGUUGCGCCUGAUCAGACUCUAAGACAUUCUCCGCCCGGCGGACGCGGCUUGCACUGCGUGAGAUCCGGAAUACCGAGAUAUUAACUUAUCCUCGACCAAUUCGACAACUAACCCCAUCCGGACUCAAUCUUUCACCACCAAAAUGCUGUCAACACACAACUCAACCUCGAGCAUCCAACGACGACGUCAACUCCACAGAAGACAGAACUCGCUCGAGGUCCCGAUGAUCAACACACACAUGUCUGCCUCGUCAAGACAACGUCCCAAUGGCCACCGUCGCGGACUGAGUAUCGACCAGGGCAUGACUCUCCUAUCACGACAGGAGGUAAGUAUGCCAACUAACCAACAACGACCAUCAUCACAGCAUUCAGUGCAAGAAACGCAGCAGCACAGACCUUACCAGCCGGGACUCUAUCCCAUGGACCCUAACCAACAGCACUUCUUCAGACCAGCCUUCAUGGAACAGGAUAUUGCUUCGGCAGAGCAAGCAAAGCAAGCCAUCCUGAACCUUGAACAACAUAUCCAGACCGUUUACCGCACAUACGGAUAUGUUCCUCAGACACCGAUUACUCAAUCGCAACCUCAAAUGCCCACCACACCAAUCAUUGUCGCAACGCGUCCAACUACUCCUUGCUCAAAUUACCAGCAAUCCAUGUCUGGCCACUCGGAGGGGCCUCUUCUCGACGUCUCGCCCAUGCCAAACUCAGUCGCUGUGUCACCCAUGCACCAAGCCAUGUCACCCAUGCCAGUACAAUACGCCAACGUUCCCGUUGUCCAAGUCCAGGAGCCUUUCCAAGACAACCAGUCUUGUUACCAGGAGUCUUUCGCUGGCGAUUACGCGUGUACACCCUCAUACACCUCAUCCCUGGCUGACCCCAGCUCUCCUAUGCGCUCUCCUAUGGACGGCAAAUUCAACCCUCUACCUACUGUCUACGAAGCUCUUUCGCCUGCUCCCAGUCAUGCCACUUACGCUCACGAUUCUAUGAUGCUUUCUGGCGAAGCCACUCCCAACAUGAGCUAUUACACAGAUUCCCCUCACAGAUCCGCCAUGUCUCCUCGCGAGGCCAUGCUGCAGACUCUCGACAUCGACGCUAGCAUUGAAGACACUGGCAUCUCACCUCAGGAUGUCCAACGUUUCAUCAGCCCUCAGGAUCACUGCGAUGGCAAGUGGACCUGUCUGUUUGAUGGAUGCAACAAGAAGUUCGGCCGCAAGGAGAACAUCCGUGCCCACGUCCAAACCCAUCUCGGCGAUCGCCAAUUCAAGUGCAAUCACUGCGGCAAGUGCUUCGUUAGACAGCAUGACCUCAAGCGUCACGCAAAGAUUCACAGUGGCGACAAGCCUCACAAGUGCCCUUGCGGCAACGGCUUUGCCAGACAAGAUGCCCUGACUCGCCACCGUCAACGCGGAGUCUGCGACGGCGCUCUCCCUGGUUACGAGCGUUCUCAAGCUAGACGCGGUCGCCCACGCAAGAACCCCUACGACAUCUCGGAGCGUCUCGAGAAGGCCGCUCACCAGAGAGAGAUGAACGCACGCAGAAACUCAGAAUUCACCUACGCAAGCUCUUCUGCAAGCGAGGCCAGCUACCCCAACACUCCUGCAGCCAAUGUCGGUGAUGACUACGAUGACGAGGACUUUGCCAACUACCAACAAGAGGGCAAGUACGCCGAGGAGAUCUCGCGCUACACUCCUCCUACCUCACCUUUCUCCACUGGAAACGUCUCGCCCAAGAAGGAGUACAAGUAUACCAUUGACCUCAGCGCAUUGCCCACCGCAGACGUCAAGGUCCUCCCUUCAUCACCACCCCAGCUUCCUCACAGCCCUCCCCCAAGCUCUCAAUGCCCCAGUGCACCUUUCGGCUCCAGCGACAACACAUUCAACUUCAACACCGUCGACUGCAAACCCAUCAUCAUCGAGGAAGACGAGUGCCUGUCACCCGCAGCCACCUCAUCAACCCACAGCGUCGAUGAGAAGGAUGACUUUUCUCCAAACGCCACCCACGAUGUCGAAAGUGCAUUCAUGGGCUCCGAGGACAUGCUCGAGUUCAACCCAAGCAUGUACGGCGGCCCUGGCGAUGCCCUCUUCAAUGCCAGCCUGGAUGCUUGGCUUGAAAGCCAUUGACCAACCUGACCAACGAAAUGAUCAUGAAUGGCGGUCAACACUACACUUGUGGAUGAAAACAUGGAAAGAAGACUUAUCACGUACAUGAAUUUUGACGAACACACACACACAGCAUUUGGAU
Molecule: messenger RNA, 2257 nt
Organism: Aureobasidium pullulans EXF-150
Lineage: Eukaryota; Fungi; Ascomycota; Dothideomycetes; Dothideales; Saccotheciaceae
Exons: 2
Coding region: 160-2136 (658 amino acids)
Biological process (GO): regulation of transcription by RNA polymerase II
Cellular component (GO): nucleus
Molecular function (GO): RNA polymerase II cis-regulatory region sequence-specific DNA binding; DNA-binding transcription factor activity, RNA polymerase II-specific
Source: RefSeq, a predicted model, not a curated record